This is a messenger RNA of Pleuronectes platessa (European plaice), 2756 nucleotides long. It is a transcript of the gene dnajc27, whose product is annotated as DnaJ (Hsp40) homolog, subfamily C, member 27. The record is from RefSeq and is a predicted model, not a curated record. The transcript has 7 exons. Gene Ontology annotation, molecular function: GTP binding; GTPase activity. Bases 544 to 1365 code for a protein of 273 amino acids. Lineage: Eukaryota; Metazoa; Chordata; Actinopteri; Pleuronectiformes; Pleuronectidae.
GAAACGAUAAUUAAAGAACAAGUUAAUGGAUUAUUAUGUAUUUUAAUCGAUUCACUUUAUGGUUUAAUACAUUUCAGAAAUUUCAUUAUUCAAAUGUAAAUACAUUUCAUUGGAGGGUUGAAUUUAUACUUUAAAUUGACUUCGAUAUUUAAUAAGUCAACUUCAUGACUCACCACAGACAAGACUGCCGAUCAUUUUAAUUUGAAAAGGUUGAGCGGAAGUGGCGUGUUCUGCAGGGCAGCUAACUGGAUGGUUAGCAUGUUGGCUGUGAUGCUAACGAGCCCGCGGUGUAACCGAACAAAACAUUAGCUGCGAUGCUAAACCGAUAGUCAGUUUAAAGCUUGUGCUCAUCAGAAGCCACUGUGCUAACGACUAGUUUUGUGCUAACGACUAGUUUUGUGCUAGCGACUAGUUAACCUAAUCAGAAGCCCCUGUGCUAACUACUAGUUAGCCUCUUUAGCCUCUAACAACAGCAUCAGCUGCAGCUGUCAACACUGCGCCUCCUGCUAGCUGCUAGCUGCUAGCUGUUAGCAUCACAGCAUCAUGGAGUCGAACCCUCCGAAGAGACGCGACAGUAAGAAAUCUCUGCGGGUGAAGGUGAUCAGCCUGGGGGACGCGGAGGUCGGGAAGAGCUGCAUCAUCAAACGUUAUUGUGAGAAAAGAUUCGUCCCCAAAUAUUUGGCCACGAUUGGAAUCGACUACGGAGUAACCAAGGUGCAGGUCCGGGACAGGGAGAUCAAAGUGAACAUCUUCGACAUGGCCGGUCAUCCGUUCUUUUACGAAGUGCGUAACGAGUUCUAUAAGGACAGUCAGGGCGUGCUGCUGGUGUACGACGUGGGCCUCAGGGAGAGCUUCGACGCCCUCGACUCCUGGCUGGGCGAGAUGAAACAGGAAAUGGGCUCCCAGGCCAACAUGGACAGCAUCGUCUUCAUCGUCUGCGCCAACAAGGUGGACCUGACCAAGAGACGCGUGGUGGACGAGGGGGAGGGGCGGCUGUGGGCGGAGUCCAGAGGGUUUCACUACUUUGAGACGUCGGCACAAAGCGGCGAAGGAAUCAACGAGAUGUUUCAGGCGUUCUUCUCGUCCAUCACUGACAUGUGUGAAAAUGGCGGGAAGCGUCCGGUGGCCGAGGUCAGCGUCGGCUUCACCAAAGAACAGGCCGACACCAUCCGGCGCAUCCGAAGCAGCAAAGACUCGUGGGACAUGUUGGGCGUGAAGCCCGGCGCCACGCGGGAGGAGGUGAACAAGGCGUACAGGAAGCUGGCCGUCCUGCUGCAUCCCGACAAGUGUGUGGCGCCCGGAAGUGAAGACGCCUUCAAGGCCGUGGUGAACGCCCGCACCUCCCUGCUGAAGAACAUCAAAUAACAGACCUGUGUGUGUGUGUGUGUGUGUGUGUGUGUGUGUGUGUGUGUGUGUGUGUGUGUGUGUGUGUGUGUGUGUGUGUGUGUGUGUGAGUGUGUGAGUGUGUGAGUGUGUGAGUGUGUGAGUGAGUGAGUGAGUGAGUGAGUGAGUGAGUGAGUGAGUGUGUACGGAGGAUGAGGAGUGCCACAGUCAACAUUUAGGUUUUUUCAUUCUUAAAAUCAUCAACAUUUGUUUUCAAUUCAUAGUUUGGGAAAAAUAUUCUGUGAAACGUUUUAAGACCAAAGUUGAAAAGAUUUUUAGUUCUUGUGCCAAAUCUGAAGGUUUUUGUUUGAAACGUCAGACGACUCAUUGUUCAGUUAAUCACUAUUCAUACUAGAGUUGAAUUCAAUCUAAUGAUGAAGAACUCGGCCCUCGUCUUCAUCGUUUUCUCCUUUAAGAGACAAACCUCUGGUUUAGAACUGUUUAAAAUGUUCUUAAAUUAAUUUGUUGCUCCACAAACAGUAAACUCUCUUCUCUCCCUUUUCCUCAAAAAGCUCAAUUGACCCUGAAAUGAGUUUGAAUCGGUUUGUUCCUCAAAGACACUUUUUAAAAUCAAUUGGUCACUUUGAAGAAUCUCUUAAACCAGGGUUAGUGUGUCACCACGUGCAAGAGUCAUGUGACCUCACGGCGUCACGUGACCUCACAGCGUCACGUGACCUCACAGCCUCAUGUGACCUCACGGCGUCACGUGACCUCACAGCCUCACCUGAGCACACAGAGUCACGUGACCUCACAGCAUCAUGUGACCACACGGCCUCACCUGAGGUGUCACAUGACGAAGUUGACCUGGAACAAAGAGUUGUGUUUGUGUAUUGUUUACAGACAACAUGUCUUCAUAUCUCUGAUCUACAGAUGGUUACAGGAGCACUAAACACAUUCUGAAGGCUUGUGUGAUUUCUUUUUGUGUUUUUAUAAUUUAAUCAUUAACUUUUAGAAUCAUCUCUGUUUAAAUCAUGAAUAUGAUCUUUUCACCUGGAGACUACAUUUCCCAUCAGCCUUUCAAGUUCAAUGAAUUCAGACCAAAUAGCAAUGAACAAAUAAGGUAACAAAUCAAAUGUAAUGUUUGGAUGUAACGUGUUAUUUAUAUUUAUUAUUGUUGCUGCGUGAUCACAUGUUAUUUAUUUAGUGUGAAGUUUAAACACUGAAGUAAUGAAACAAAUUAUUGUUUAAAAAUAUUAAUGUUUGGUCACAGUUUGACCUCAUGACUGAAAGUGCUGAGUCACAACCAGUCAUCUGACGACUGGAUGGUGUGUGUUCACCUUCUGAGGACACACACACACGUGCACGUGCACGUGUGUGUGUGUCCUCAGACACGUGCUCCCGGUUUCUUUUUUGGAAUUAAACGACUGAAAUCA